AUGUACAAAUAUGCCGUAAGCAAAACCGGAAACUGGCUUCAUGGGGUAGAGUUUGCCAAGCACUAUCGAGCCGAUGGAGUUGUCAGUAUUCCCCUGAAUCCAGGAAACCUUGCUUCAGACCUUUAUAGGGAACAAACCAGCCUCAUCUGCAAAUUGAUGACCAAGUACCUCAUGUAUCCUUCGGUCAUGGGUGUUUACACCGAGCUUUACGCUGGCCUGUCCCUAUAG
This is a messenger RNA of Capronia epimyces CBS 606.96, 228 nucleotides long. RefSeq lists its product as uncharacterized. Bases 1 to 228 code for a protein of 75 amino acids. The transcript has a single exon. The record is from RefSeq and is a predicted model, not a curated record. Lineage: Eukaryota; Fungi; Ascomycota; Eurotiomycetes; Chaetothyriales; Herpotrichiellaceae.